Molecule: messenger RNA, 1152 nt
Organism: Colletotrichum siamense
Lineage: Eukaryota; Fungi; Ascomycota; Sordariomycetes; Glomerellales; Glomerellaceae
Gene: cysD-3
Product: Homocysteine synthase
Exons: 1
Coding region: 1-1152 (383 amino acids)
Biological process (GO): transsulfuration
Molecular function (GO): pyridoxal phosphate binding; transferase activity, transferring alkyl or aryl (other than methyl) groups
Source: RefSeq, a predicted model, not a curated record
AUGUCGAGUACCACUCCAAGCCAGGAUCUAGAGACUGCUCAGGUCACGAAGCAUGUAUCACGCUUUGAGACUUUGCAGGUGCACGCGGGUCAAACCCCUGACUCUACGACGGUGGCUCGCGGUGUACCAAUAUAUCAAACCUACGUCUUCAAUUUUCGCAGUUCAGCCCAUGCUGCGAGGCUCUUCAACCUAGAGGAAGAGGGCGAGAUUGCCACACGCACUGGCAAUCCUACCACCGCCGUUGUUGAGCGUCGGGUGGCGGCGCUUGAGGGCGGCGUUGCGGCUGUAGCAGUGUCAUCCGGCCAGUCAGCAGUCUUCAUGACUAUGGUUGCCUUAGCUGGGCAAGGGGACAAUAUUGUAGCGACCAAGCAUUACUAUCAUGGUGCUUACAACCAGUUCUCCUUCUUGCUGCCAGAGUUUGGUGUCGAAACCAGAGUGGUGGAGGAAACAGCAGAAGCCUUUCGAGCGGCCAUUGAUGGGCGCACGAAGGCCGUUUAUAUCGAAACUGUCGGGCAUCCGAACUUCAACGUGCCCGACAUCCAAGCCAUUGCAAAAGUAGCACACGACAACGGCGUGCCCCUUGUGGUCGAGAACACGGUCGGGUGUGCUUACUUCUGCCAACCCAUCCAACACGGGGCCGAUAUCGUUGUUGCCAGUAUGAGCAAAUGGAUCGGGGGCCACGGCAGCGCCACGGGUGGCAUCAUUGUCGACUCCGGCAACUUCGACUGGAAGAAUUCUACACGCUUUCCACAGUUCAACAAGCCCUGUCCAGGCUUUCACGGACUGAAUUUCUCUGAGAGGUUUGCCAGAGAAGCCUUCAUUAUGCGCAUCAGGGGCCAGAUUCUGCGAGAUGUAGGCUCAUGUCUCUCUCCCUUUAACAGCCAGCAGUUCGUUCUGGGAAUUGAGACGCUCAGCCUACGUUGCGAGAGACACGCACAGAACACCAUUGCCCUGGCCAGGUGGCUGGAGAAGCACGACAACGUUCUCUGGGUUUCCUACCCCGGGCUCCCCAGCCAUCCGCACUAUGAGCUUGCCCAAAAAUAUUUGCCCAAAGGGGCGGGCGCCGUGCUCAUGUUUGGCGUUAAAGGUGGGGCAGACGCAGGAGAGCAGCUGGUUGACAAUUUCAAAAUGAUCUCGAAUAAUCCAGGGUAA